Messenger RNA from Blastomyces dermatitidis ER-3, 1521 nucleotides. RefSeq names its product zinc finger protein. Gene Ontology annotation, molecular function: zinc ion binding. The transcript has 2 exons. Bases 1 to 1521 code for a protein of 506 amino acids. Gene Ontology annotation, cellular component: nucleus; cytoplasm. The record is from RefSeq and is a predicted model, not a curated record. NCBI's taxonomy places the organism in Eukaryota, Fungi, Ascomycota, Eurotiomycetes, Onygenales, Ajellomycetaceae.
AUGGAAACAAAUAGCGAGACCAAAGAAACCCAAACCACACAGUCCUCUUCUACGUCAAACGCACCAGAUAAAUCAACAGGACUAGGCAGCCAGUUGGAAACCAUGGAUCCCGAAACUGCGCAAAAGCAAGCCGAUGAGAAUGAGAACGAUAGCCAUAACAAAAUUGAAAGGGAUGAUGAUACUGGACUUAUGCAACUGGAAAGCCUGUGUAUGAACUGCGAGGAAAAUGGAAUGACGAGACUUCUUUUGAUCAAAAUUCCUUUUUUCCGGGACGUGCUUUUAGAGUCCUUCGAGUGCCCUCAUUGUCAUUUUAAGAAUAACUCCGUUAAAUCCGCCGGCGAGAUCCAAGAGCAGGGCACAAAGUAUACACUCGAGGUGACGACCCUAGAGGAUUUCCAACGUCAGGUUGUCAAGGGCGAUUCGGCAACAUUUCGACUCGAAACCUUGGGGAUUGAAAUGCCAAAGGAAUCAGGGCAGUUCACCAAUAUUGAAGGAAUCUUGACCAAGAUCCUCUCCCAGUUGGAAGCUGAGCAGCCUACUCGCAAAGAAGCUGACCCAGAAUUAUACAAAGCGCUUGAUGGCAUCAUUCAGAAACUGAAGCUGAUAAUUGAAGGGUCUUCAUUCCCGUUCACAAUUUCUCUCGAUGACCCGUCUGGAAAUUCAUGGAUUGCACCGGCUCCGCACGACGAAGGAGGAAAAUAUACCCGCAAGGACUAUCCGAGAACUCGGGCGCAAAACGAAGAGCUUGGCCUCUCUGUAGAAGGGGAAGGAAAUGCCGACGCUGGUGCAAACAUGGUCAUGUCAGCAGGUGAUCCCAGCGACCUCGAUAUCAUCGAUGGCCAAGUUUAUACCCUACCAUCGGAAUGUCCCGGUUGCACUAAGGCCUGCGUCGUUAACAUGCAGAAAGUUAACAUUCCACACUUCAAGGAGGUAUUCAUCUGGAGCACUGUUUGCGAUCACUGCGGAUAUCGCACCAACGAAGUGAAGACAGGCGGCGCUACUCCAGAGAAGGGGCGAAGAAUCAUUCUUGAAGUAGCGGAGCUUUCGGACCUCUCCCGCGACGUUUUGAAGUCAGACACAUGUGCCAUGACGAGCAGUGAGCUCGAUCUCUCCGUGCAGCCAGGCACGCUUGGAGGGAGAUUCACUACUGUAGAGGGUCUGCUCACUCAAGUCCGCGACCAGCUUCACGGGCAAAUUUUCGAAACGGGGGACGAGGACCUUGCUCCUGGUGACUCCAUGCAGACGGGAGACAAGGCGAUCUGGGAUCGGUUCUUUACACGCCUCAAUUCCGCCAUCAAGGGAGAACUGAAGUUUACUGUUACGCUAGAGGACCCGCUUGCCAACAGCUAUGUGCAAGAUCUGUAUUCGCCGGAGCCCGAUCCGCGGAUUAAGAUCGAGGACUACACACGUACGGAUGAAGAGGAGGAUGAGCUAGGCUUGAAGGAUAUGAGGACUGAGGGUUAUGAAGAGGAUAACACAACCGAAGCCGCUCCAUCUGUUGAAGCGGAGCAAAAAUCAUAA